AUCAUCCAUUCAAUGUAUGCUCCAGACAACAAAUGAUCCAAGAACUCUGCACCGAGUUAAAUGAGAUCUCAGCCGAUAAUCUAUCUUGCGUCCUCCCUGCUCUGAAGGAUCGUUCGUUCCUCAAAAUGGCGGCAGAGACCACCGGGCUGGCCAAGCUAGAUACCUUUCUGGCCAAUAUAUUCGCCAAAUGGGAUAUCUACUCAACCAUCAUCGCCACCAUAAUUGUUCUAUUUGUCACAUACUCUUUAUUAUCUUCAAGGGACCCCGAUGUUCAUCCUUAUCUUCUUGCUAGACAAUCUACAGAAGCUCCCGUUAGACAACCCGGUCAAUCAGCUGCUUUUAGAAACCUCGAGGUGCCUCAUGGCUUUCCCUUGAAGCAUGGCCUCAAUGUAAAGGACCCUGAAGCUCCAAAGUGGACAGGUGGACGCAAUGGAGAUUUGCGGGAUAUCUGGAAAUUGGCCAUUUCUGGUUCAAACGGCGAAAUCGGAACCACUCCCGGACAACGCGGCAAGCUAUUCAGUGUCCUAGGAAAGAAAGCUAUUGAGCGCAAUCUCGACGACAUCACAGCAGAGAUCAAUGUUAUCGGCAGAUAUGUCCAGGAAUCCGAGGCAAAGGUUGUCGCUGUCAGCUUGUCCGACUCGGUCGAACUAUUAGCUUCACUGUUCGCUAGCGCAUUCUACAGCUUCCAGGUAGUUUUGAUUCCUCACAAUCUUGAUCCUAAGCAGCUCGGAAGCUAUCUCAAGAAGAAUCAGGCAGAAUUGCUCAUCGCGGAAGCAGGCGCUGUGGAUCUCACAGUGGUCACAGUAGGUAACAAGCAGCUAAAAAAUGUCAUCUGGAUUGCGAAAGAGGGAAGCAGACACAUGGAUUGGAACGAGGUCCCGGAAAAGCUUGCGGGCAGCGUCAAGGUUGCCGUCUGGCAUGAACUUGUUCAGGAGAAGAAGACCCUCAAGGACACAGAGGUUCCUGGUUACGAUCCUAAGGCUACAACUCCUUCUAUAUUUGCUUUCUGGCCGACCACCCAGGAGUUCAUUGAGUACAAACCUCAAAAUCUUGUAUCCGGAGUUGGUGCACUUUUGAGCUCCUUACCAAGAAACCAACGGUUGGACUCCAACGACGUGGUUUUGACAAUUGACUCACUCAUGCACCCAUACGCAUUGUGUUGGAUUUUGGCUGCCCUUUAUUCUAAUUCUUCCAUUGCGCUAAACUCGGUCGCUGGUGAAGGAGUUGACUUUGCACUUGCAACCCUCGGCAUUUCGCCAACCGUGAUCGUCUCAUCAGCACGCACCAUCUCCGACUAUCACAAGAAGUUCAUGAAGCCCCAUACCGGUCUUGUCUCAUCUAUCAGCCGUUUGACUCAAGCACGUGCACUUGAUGCUGGUCGAAUGCCUUCACAGAAUAUACUCAGUCGGUUAGCCAACAUUGGCCCGACUGCUGAAUUGUCGUUGUCGAAGCUUCGCUUGCUUGCUGUGUCCUAUCGCGUAGAUGGCUCACCAGACGAUCUUCUGAGCUCGGAGCUACUGACCGACCUUCGAAUCUUUACAGGUGCUCGCAUAGUGUAUGCCUUGACUGCACCAGGUAUUGCCGGUGCUAUCGCUCAAACACAUCUCUUUGAUUACAGACGGCACGAGGGACCUGCCCAUUUUGGUGCCCCAUUAAGCAGUGUCGAGAUUGUUUUGAGUGGUCAUAUCGAGGACACUGGUAUUGAGAGAGCCGUUGAGGGACAGCUUACCGUCACUGGACCGGCAGUGGUUACGAAUACAAUUACGAUUCCUGUGCGUGCACGUUUCCGUGACGAUAACACGCUGCAGUUACUCAAGUAAAGAGUUGAUUCUCAAGUCAUGCAAUUUUAGGUUUAUUGAAAUCUGCAAACCUUUCUUGGAACAUAGUGAUAUUCCAUUUGAGGCUUUCUGUAUGAUUUAGACGGCUUUCAUAUGAACAUGAUGAUAUUCUUCAAAAUUCGUGAAUGCAAAGACAUACAUUCUUUUGGCCCGUGGGAAGAUUGAAUGAUGAUUUAAGGCCAGGGAAUAAAUACCUAGCCAGACGAAUGUAAAAGUACACGAAGUUAUAGUAAAAUACACUAUUGAAUAGAACACGCCGAGGUUCUUAUGCAACUACCAUCUCAGACCACUGUCUAGAGGAUAGCUUGAGCUUCCCUAAGACCCAGCGUGGGCUGUUUCUUCCUCUCCUCAGGAGCAGGAUCCACUGCUUUAGAAGCAACAGUUUUCAAUUGCUUCAACCGCUGCUCAAUAGAUUUCGUCAGGUUUUGAUCCUGUGCCACGCUCUUGACUUGUCGCACCAUCUCCAAAGCCGAAUAUAUAAGUGUAACUUCUUGUAAAAGUGUAUCCGUCUCGUACCAUGAACCUAAUUCACGAUCCAACGCAGCUAGAUCCCACGUUCCCAACAGCUUCUGUACAUAAGAUAGUACUUUACCAUUAACAUCCUCACCGCCAGCCUGGUCAAGGGCACAAGCGGCACUUAACUCCGUAAGUACCCCAAUGAAAAACGGCUGCCGUUUCGGAUCUUGCGCAAUAUCUUUGUUGGUAUGUUCAGCCCACUCCAUCAAUUGAGCCGCCUGCUCUGCAUAUCGGAGUGCAGCCGCCGUCUGCUCACCCUUGAACUCCGCCCUUUUGGCCUUUUGGUGCAACUCAAAUGCAAAUCGGAACGCGACGUUGCGAUUCGCGAACGAAAACCCUGUCCUGCUGGACUGUUUCGCAGCCUCGAGGAUAAAUGCAAGCGUGUCCGACUUGCCCGCUAACCGAACCCAUUUCUCGAUAUUGUCGGUUUUAGGCUUAUACUUUGAGUGCAGAGAUCCUAUCAGGAGCGGAACGAAGUUCUUCCAAUCCUGGGUAUUUUUCAUUGCUUCCACUGCCUGAUUGACUUCGCGCUUGUCCGGGAGAGACUGUCGGUUCCUGGGUCGAAGGGUGAAUUCUUCGUUUCCAAUUGUAAUUUUCACUUGUUCCUGCUCUAGGCGCUCGCGGUACCUGUCGCGGAAGAUGAGGCGUUUUUGGUGCUCGGCAAAGUACAUGGGUACGAAGAGUUCUUGUCGUAUGCGAUUUAGUUUUUGGUCUAGGUCCACGGAGGAGCUUUGGGU
This is a messenger RNA of Talaromyces stipitatus ATCC 10500, 3091 nucleotides long. RefSeq lists its product as uncharacterized. Gene Ontology annotation, molecular function: long-chain fatty acid-CoA ligase activity. Gene Ontology annotation, cellular component: membrane; endoplasmic reticulum. The coding region runs from base 33 to 1820 and encodes 595 amino acids. The record is from RefSeq and is a predicted model, not a curated record. The transcript is spliced from 4 exons. Lineage: Eukaryota; Fungi; Ascomycota; Eurotiomycetes; Eurotiales; Trichocomaceae.